This is a messenger RNA of Brassica rapa (field mustard), 6378 nucleotides long. RefSeq names its product putative rRNA methyltransferase YqxC. The record is from RefSeq and is a predicted model, not a curated record. Gene Ontology annotation, biological process: methylation. Gene Ontology annotation, molecular function: RNA binding; methyltransferase activity. NCBI's taxonomy places the organism in Eukaryota, Viridiplantae, Streptophyta, Magnoliopsida, Brassicales, Brassicaceae.
UAGCUUUUAUUUUUUAGCUUUCUUAAUUUUCAGCUAUUGUGUUGUAUGUUCUAAAAAAAAUCCAAAAAAAAUUAAUAUGAAAGCCUUUAAAAAAAAAAAAAGUUUAUGAAAUCAUUUUUUUUGUCAACUUCUGAUGGAUGAUGUGUUCCAAAAAAAGUCAACUUCUGGUGAUUAUUAAAUCCUUAGCUUUAGCCCAAUAGAUAUUACAAGUGAAAUUAUUUUUCUACCGAGAAGGUCCAACAAAAAAUUAUAAAAUUAAUUGAAGCCCACUGAUAGAAGAGAUGUUUGUGUGUCUCUACGUGUUUAUUUCUAGAAGCAUCAAAUACACACGCGUAAGUCCAUGCAAAGGUCCAGUCUCUGAUGGUCGCCAGAUUUCACCACCGUGGUCUUCCAUGAUUACUCCUCCGUCCUCUGUCUCUCUCCGCCACAACAGAGAAUUAGAAUUUGCUGUAAAGAGCUUACUACUUGAUUCCACUUGCAGUCUUUUUUUCAUACAACAGCUGAACCUGAAUCUAACGGAACUCCAUCGCAAAUCGCCAGAAGUGGUAGCACAGCGAAAUCUUGUGAAGAUUAAGAGCAGAUCCUUUCUUGGAACACCUUCACAAAAAAAAGUUUCAUCUCUACUGAACCUGCACGCAAUCAACCAAGUUAUUCUGAAAAACUUAAUUCAACCAUUCAUCAAGGUUAUUUUGGUGAGCGCACUAAUGAAGCAAAGAUUGACAACAAUCUGAACAGUGAAUAACCAACAAUAGAAAGGAAUCUUCAGAUUGAAGCGGGAUAAAAAAGUAACUUAGAAGAGAAAGAAAACAAUUUUAACACGGUAAACUUUACUUAUGUUCAAAUCAUAUCAGAGAAAGAUGAGAAUCACAAGCCGCUCUGAUUUAGAUGCACUUUCACGUCAAAAUCACAUACGUGAAAGGAAAAUUAUCAAAGCGAACAAAAGAAAUCAAUUUUUUGAUAGAAGCAAGAAAAACAAACAAACAAAACUCCUCUUUGUCCUCUUGAACGAUUCAAAAAAUCAAAAUUGUGGAAAAAAAAAACGAAGAGAGAGCAUUUUACACGAAAAAUGUUUUGAAGUUGAAUGAAAUUUCGUUUACAAUUUGGGUUUAUGGAAUAAAAUUCUUAAAAAAAAAUCUUAGGUUUACUUUUUCUAAAGAAAAUAAUUCAAAUAACGUUGGGUUUUUUUUUUUUUGACAUCAUUCAAAUAACGUCGGUUUGAUGGCCAAGUUAAUAAUGUCUGGUUUGCUGGUCAAGUAAAUAAUAAAGAUGGAAAACGGAAACCUUUCUUCUCAGAAAGAGGCUUCGUUUUGUUUUUAACCCUAAAAGAAUUAUCCAAAGUUUUUGUGUGAAAUGCUGAAAUACUCUGCACUACUUGUUAGAGAAAGAUCAAAAGCUUUCCGAUGGGUUUUCUUCACGUUCUUAAGUGUCCAAUAAGCUUGCGAUCUUACAGCAGCUCCCUAGUCGGCUUCUUCUCCAAAUCUCACAGUCCUCUUCUCUCUGCGAGAUGGGUUAGAGCAGGAGACGCCGCCAGUUCCAUCAGAUGUCUUGCGUCUGCUAUACGUGGAAAAAACAAGAAGCAGAGACUGGAUGAGGCAUGUCUCGAAAGGUAUCAGGAAUACAGUCGCGCACUAAUUCAAUCAUGGAUCUUACAAGGCAAAGUGCUAGUGGAUGGGAAAAGAGCUAGUAAAGCUGGAAUGCCUGUAGCCAAUGGUGUCUCCAUUAAGAUUACCGCUGAGGUUCCCAAAUAUGUAUGUAGAGGUGGGCUGAAGCUGGAAGCUGCAAUAGAGAAGCUUGAUGUUGAUGUUUCUGAGAAAGUAGUUCUUGAUUCUGGACUUUCUACUGGAGGUUUUACAGAUUGUUUGCUUCGUUAUGGCGCAGCUCAUGUUUAUGGUGUUGAUGUUGGUUAUGGUCAGGUUGCUGAUAAAAUUCGCAAUGAUAAACGUGUGACUGUUAUAGAAAGAACAAAUCUGAGAUACCUCCCAGGACUCCCACAAAAAGUCGAUGUAGUGACACUAGAUCUCUCCUUCAUUUCCAUUCUCAAGGUGAUGCCAGCUGUUAUGAAUGUGAUGAAUGAUGAUGCAACUCUAGUAACCCUUGUUAAACCUCAAUUUGAAGCUCGGCGAUCACAGGUUGGGAGGGGUGGUAUUGUGAGAGAUCCUGAAGUACAUCAGGAGGUUUUUGAGAAGAUAAUAAAUGGUAUUGAACGCUAUGGAUUUACCAACAAAGGGUUUAUCGAAUCUCCCAUCAAGGUCGCCGAUGGAAACAUAAAGUUCUUGGUUCGCUUUGAUCGAGGGACAGUGAAAGACGAAGAAGAAGAAUACUAAAACUUAUAUUUUCCUUGCGUCAAAAUGCUUAUUGUUUCUUUCUUUUUCCACCCAUUUCCUUGAUUUAAGUUAGGCUCAGAACCAAACAAAUACCUUUGAGUUAGACAUUUUACUACUGUUUUUUGUUUGUUUGUUUUGGUAUGUCUUAAAUCUUACAGUAUAAUUACCAAACCGAUCCAAGACUAAUCAUUUUAGAGAGUAUUUUGGGUUUACACAUGUACUUUUUCCUUCGAAUGUUGAAACUUAUCAUGCAAUGCAAUGUAUUCACAAACUUUCAUAACAAAUAACAAUUCUCAUUUUAUUGGAAUAACUUGAUGAAUCAGUCUGUAGAAGGUUAGCUUUUACAUAGCAAAGACUGCGCUUAAGAUCUAAACAUGUCAUUCAAUAUAUAUCAAGCCUUUUUCUGCCUAGAGAAGCUUUGUCAUCGUAAUGCUUCAGUGGUCUUUUAGUCUCAUCAGGUCUUGCCAUUGCAAAAUUGACGCAAAAACUAAAUUGGGAGAGAAAUACAAAAAUAAAAGAACAUUCUUGAAAGCAGAGGGGAGUACUGAGGACGCGAAUCUGCAUACCACAUUAGGCUAUGUUCUUGAAUCAAUUAUCUGUUCCAACAUUUGACGCUUCAUGAUGCAAUUAUGGUCCAACGAACUAGGGAUGCGAUCAUGGUCGGACCAGUUAAGCAUGCAACCGUGGAUGAACCAGUCGAUGUCUUGGUCGAACCAGCCGAUAAUGUUAACAUGGAUGACCCACUCAACAAGGUGGGCGAAAAAAGGAUUUGGACCAGAGCAAACUGGACAUAUGAUUUUGGAGUGGACGAAGAUCAUAUUACUCCAAAACUUCAUAGGGAAUAUUUCAAACAAGUUAAAAAUGUAGAUCGGAUCCAAAAUAAAGGUGGUCCAAUUAAUCCAUUAUCGGCCCAGAAAGAGAAUAAGAGAUCAUUGAUGGUGAGAAGAGCAAGGGUUAUCAUCUUGCAUGCUCCUGCAUCUCAAGAAACAACCGUCUAUGCCUCCCCCUAAUCGCCUAUGUCCCACUCUCAUUAAUGAAAUGCGGAUUGACAAAAAUGCACUCAUGUUUAAAAAUUAAAUUAGAAAAAACAGAAAUUGCGGUUUUGUUGGAUUCAGGAUUGGUUAUAGCGGUUUGGUUAAAAAUUGAUUUCAUAUUUAUCAAUUUCAGCUCCUCCUCCACUCCUCUCUCCCGUAGCUUCUCCAUCACCGCCGUCUGUCAGCGUAGACCAAUCGUGGAUCAAUUGUAACCCGACGUCUAGCACACCGUAAGUUGUGUUCUCUGAUUUGAACUUUCUUUUGGAAGUAGGUUCUAAUGGAUUUGCAAUUGAAUCUAAUUAGGAGUAUGCAUAAUAGCAUUGUUUUGUUUGGGGGUCGAUUUGUAAAGGAAAUUGGUAUAUAAUGCAUUUCAGUGGUGGAAUGAGAAUGUAUAGGAAGUAGAAUGGGACCUAGAUCGAGUCCGCACCUCAAACCUAGUUCAAUUUGUUCUUGAUAAUUGUAGUAAAAUUGUAUAACUCGGAACAAAUGGUAGAACUGUGGAUAACUGAAAAACUAGGAACAACUGAUAAAACUGUGGAUAACUGCAAAAACUAGGAACAACUGGUAUAACUUUCUAUAACGUAGUCAGUGUGUUGAGUUUGUUCCUUUUUGACACGAUACAAUGAGAAAUCACGUCAGACCGUUGCAUGGAAAAAAUGUGGCGGUUUGUGAUAUACGUGGUAGUCGAGAAGAGAGCUACAACCUGAUGUAUAUUUGUACAUGCUAGAGCAAGUGAAUCCGAGAACAAAAACAUGUGUAAAACUGGAUGAUGCAUGUAAAUUCAAGUACCUCUUCAUAGCCUUAGGAGCUUGCAUUGAAGGGUUUGCAGUUAUGAAGAAAGUUAUAGUUGUGGAUGCGACAUGGCUGAAGAACGGAUAUGGUGCUGUUCUAGUUUUUGCGGAUGCUCAAGAUCCUAAUGGUCACAAUUAUCCACUUGCGUUUGCAGUACUAGAUGGAGAGAAUCAUGCUAGUUGGACUUGGUUUUUGGAGAUGCUUAAAAGUGUUAUACCAGACUGUUCUGAACUGGCUUUCAUGAGUGACAGAAAUCAAAGCCUGAUCUAUGCUAUAACACGUGUUUCCACAGGCUCACCAUGGUCAUUAUUUAUGGCAUUUGAAGAAAAAUGUGAAAGGGCAUGCUUGUAACCUCAAAAGGAUAUAGUGGGGUAUAGAUUCAUGGAGUUGGGCAGAUAUUACACGGUGGCUGACUUCAACUCUACUUACGAUUCAUUUAAGAUAAAAUAUCAUGCAGCGUACAAGUAUGCGGAGGAACAUACUGAAAAGGACAAAUGGGCAAAAUUUUUUUUUUCCACGUGACAUGUACAACUUGGAUACAAGCUGUGUGAAAUCAAUGAAGAACGUGUUUAAAGAGGCAACGAGGUGGCCUUAAUAUCAAUGUUGGAUUGCAUCAUCAGGAAAUUAUCUGAUUGGUUCAAUCAACAUCGGAAGGAUGCUGUUUCUAGAUCAAUCGAUACCAAACUGGUGCUUCUGGUUGAGAACUACUUGCACGAUCUAUGGGCAUUUUCACAAAAGCUAACUAUGCGGGUGCAUGAUAGUUAUGAGCUUGAGUACGAGAUCACUAACACUGAAGGAAAGAUGUUUUUGGCGACCUUGGUUUGGAAAACUUGUACUUGCAAGGUGUGGGAUUAUGAAAAGUUUUCUUGUCUGCACGAACUGGCUGCUUACAUAUAUUUCACUAAGAACAUUAAUGGCAGUGUUGGCAGGCGCCUUGAUAUCCAUGAGAAGUGCUCAAAUACUACUGGACGGAACUGUGAGCUUUGGCGUAUUCCAGAACACUUUAUGUUGUGCCCAACAGGUCUUCUUGGAAUGUACCGUAUCACAUCUAGGAGGUGAAGAUCAUACCUCCGGACCGCAUCACACGGAGGGGAAGGAAAAGAGUUAAAACUGCGUAAAACUUGGAUGAAUUAGGAGUAAUGCAUAUAGCUCUCUUCUUUGUUUAUUUUGUGUUGUAUGCUUCGGAAAACUGCGUAAAACUUGGUAAUCUACUUUGUUUUGUAAUAACAUUAGUAUUAUCUAUAUCAAAACUCGGUUAUCAUAGUUUUACAUUUGGUUUCUCUACUCUAACUAUAAUUCUAACAAACGUAAUAAAUGUUUUUGAUUUUUAAAAAAAAACUCAUAAUAUAUCCAUUAUGAAACCUUGUUAUCCCAAUUACACUUUCUUAAUAAAAAACAUCUUACAAAUAAUUUAUUUGAGUUAUAUCUAUUAACGAAAUAGUAUUGCACAGAACAAUAUAGCUAAUAUUUUAAAGUAAUAAAAUCGAAAGUAAAACUAGAAAACCAAUCUAAAAGGAUUAGUAACACUAAAUAAAUUAGAAACCACCAAAAGGAGAACUAUAACCAAAUUUCGUAACACUAGUAUCUUCAGUAUAACUAAGAACAAAUCUCUCGAGGGAGAUAAUUUUUUUUUGGCGCUUAAACUAUUUAAAACAUUCGUUCCAAUUAUCCACUUUUUCUUUUAUGUGUUCCAAAAAUCGUCGAAAUCUAUCUCUUCUCAUCUCAACCACACAGCAUCCUCUCACUUCCACUUUUUUUAUCCAUCUCUCUUCCAGUUCUCUCUCUAACAAUUCCGAGUGUCAAACCGGUCCAUUUCCCGAAUCUACCGACCAAUUCUCUCUCUCUCUCUCUCUCUCUCAGGGGUCCCAAAUUAUGGUCGGAUAUUGUGUUUUUGUGGUUUACUGGUGAAUAUAACGCAAGCUUGGACUGACAAAAACCCAGGUCGACGAUUUUAUGGCUGUCCACGUUUUAAGGUAUGAAAUAUGAUAAUUGAACUUUUUAACUAGUGAUUCAGAUGUGAAAUAUAGAUUUAAAAUGGAAUUUGGACCAUGUGGCAGCUUGGAGAUGAAUGCAAGUACUUCUUUUGGUUUGACGAAGGGGAAAGUACAAAAUAGCAAAAAAGAGCUUUGAUUGAAACCCGUGAUGAGAUCCAGGAGAAGAAUAGAGUGAUUGAGCAGUUAAAUAAGACCAUUUCAGAAAUGAAAAGAAAUUUCGAGAAAAAAGAAACA